Molecule: messenger RNA, 606 nt
Organism: Soboliphyme baturini
Lineage: Eukaryota; Metazoa; Nematoda; Enoplea; Dioctophymatida; Soboliphymatidae
Source: the annotation of a GenBank genome assembly
AUGAAACUUUUGGAUGUUUCGAAGGAAUCACAGUGGUACUACGUAUGCGUCGAAUUCGAAAGUUUCAAUCGCUUCAACGAGACGAUCAGCACCUCGUGUAGGAUGUACCGAACCCUGGACAAAUUUGGCAAGACCGCUGACUCCAUCAUCAAUGACGUACAGCUUGCCCAUGCGAGCGACUCGACAAUGGAGUUCCACCUGACUGUAAUGCCGAGUUUCCCAUUGAGGCUUACUGCUUACUUAUCUUUGAAUGUUGUGCCGGCCGUGACCUACAUUAUCAAGUCUAGUCCUGAUCAUCAGGUAGUGAAGCUGAUGUUCAGCUUCUUGGAAGCGAACGUUAACUACGGGCGCCUGUGCUUCAUCGAGGAACCGCUGGGCACACGGUACACGGCGAUGGGCAGACUGAUCAAGUCCAGUCUCGAAAACUGUCACUUUGAGCACCUCAGGACAAAGGUUAAGGCGGUUCCUGAGUUACCGCCCUCUAAGGCAUCGCUUCAGCAGAGAAUCGCGAUGUCUUUCAAAAGCAACCAUGCCGUGUCGGGUCAGCAGCUCCAUUGGUUGCUGCAGCUUAUUCUGACGCUUUCCGUUGUACUCGUGUGUUCCUGA